AUGUUCUCUUUCCGGCCAGGGUUGAGGCUUGCCGGUCGAGCAACUCGCUCGACAGUCCGAUCAGGCAGCCAAUUCCAGCAACUUCCGCCCUUCCAACCACGCCGAUCAAUCUACCAGCGUCCACGGUACACACGAUUCAAUAACAGAAGGGGCGGUCAGUGGAGCAAUGAUCAGGAACAAUGGGGCAGCUUUGGUCCUCUGUACCGGGCUCAAUAUAUUUGGAGAUCGUACCAGAAACCCAUCGUCUUUGUCGGCGCAGGAGGGACACUGUUCUACGUCUAUAACCUCGAAGAGGUUCCCAUUACGCACCGUCGACGAUUCAAUAUACUAUCGCCAGAGACAGAAAAGCAAUUAAGCGAAGGAGCAUACCAGUCGACUCUCCAAGAGUACAAUGGAAGGAUCCUUUCAUCGAACCAUCCGUUGACCAAGCAGGUGGCGCGCGUUGUCGAAAGAAUCCUCCCCGCAACUGGUGGUCUGGCCGGCGACGACUGGCGAGUGCACGUUAUCGACGAUCCGCAGAUGAAGAACGCCUUUGUCAUCCCCGGAGGAAAAGUCUUCGUCUUCACAGGGAUCCUCCCGAUCUGCAAGACUGAAGCAGGGCUCGCCACCGUGUUAGGUCAUGAGAUCGCCCAUAACGUUGCCCACCACAUGGCAGAAAGGCUGUCCAGGUCUAGCCUUACUCUCCUUGCUUCCCUCCUCUUCGCUCUGCUUUUCCAGGUCGACACUCGAAUCUCGAACUCGGCCGUCGACUUGCUUCUCGAACUGCCGAAUUCGAGAACACAGGAGACCGAAGCGGAUCACAUCGGGUUGCUCUUGAUGGCGGAGGCCUGCUAUGACCCUCGAGAAGCUGUCGCCUUUUGGGAACGGAUGAAGGCAUCAGAGCGAUAUGCACCACCACAACUCCUGUCUACGCACCCGAGCUCUUACAACCGUGUGGAUCAUAUUGAGAAAUGGCUACCAGACGCCCAGACCAUAUAUAUCGACAAGGGCUGUAGCGGCCUCAGGCAGUUUGCCACUGAUUUCAAGCAAACAAUGCGGUCGCAACAACCAAGGGGUGUCCAAGGACAAGGGAAGCAACCGUGGACGAGUAAAAGGGAUGACGAUGACGACGGCUUCUUGUGA
This is a messenger RNA of Capronia epimyces CBS 606.96, 1122 nucleotides long. RefSeq lists its product as uncharacterized. Gene Ontology annotation, biological process: mitochondrial protein processing; protein quality control for misfolded or incompletely synthesized proteins. Gene Ontology annotation, cellular component: mitochondrial inner membrane. The record is from RefSeq and is a predicted model, not a curated record. Gene Ontology annotation, molecular function: metalloendopeptidase activity. The transcript has a single exon. The coding region runs from base 1 to 1122 and encodes 373 amino acids. NCBI's taxonomy places the organism in Eukaryota, Fungi, Ascomycota, Eurotiomycetes, Chaetothyriales, Herpotrichiellaceae.